AACGAAAAACGCAUGAGUUCAGUCUAGCAAAUAGGAACCGCAAGCUCACGAAAAAAUGAUUUCGUCUUCUCAAAGCUUCCUCUCUAUCGUCGUCGUCGUCCUCGUCCUCUUCUCGCCGAUCGCCUCCGUCGUCGGGCUGCUCCGUCCGCCGCCGAAUCUGUCAAUGAUUUCGGUUGAGCGGCUGAUUCACGACCUCAAUUUGUUCCCGAACCAUCCGAUCAACAUCAUCGACGAUGAGGUUGCUUCUCCCGACGCUGCGAGGCUGGUGGAGAGGCGAUUUAGGUUUCCGAAUUCGGUGGAUCCCAUCGCAGCUGAGGAACUAGGUCACCAUGCCGGUUACUAUAAGAUUGAGCAUUCUCAUGCCGCCAGGAUGUUUUACUUCUUCUUUGAGUCUCGUAAUAGCACCACAGAUCCUGUUGUCAUCUGGUUGACUGGUGGGCCAGGUUGUAGCAGUGAGAUGGCUCUUUUCUACGAAAAUGGCCCCUUCACUAUUGCUGAUAAUCUAACUCUUGUGAGAAAUGAGUAUGGGUGGGACCAGGUUUCGAAUAUUAUAUUUGUUGACCAACCUAUUGGAACUGGAUUUAGCUAUAGUUCUGAUAAACGUGACAUUCGCCAUAAUGAACAUGAUGUCAGCGAUGACCUAUAUGACUUUAUACAGGCAUUCUUUACGGAGCAUCCUGAACUAGCAAAUAAUGAUUUUUUCAUUACUGGAGAGUCAUAUGCUGGACAUUAUAUUCCUGCUUUUGCUGGUCGCGUCCACCGUGGAAACAAAGAAGGGGAAGGAAUUCAUGUGAAUCUGAAGGGAUUUGCAAUGGGAAAUGGUCUAACGGAUCCAGGAAUCCAGUAUGCUGCAUAUGCUGAUUAUGCUCUUGAUAUGGGAAUACUUACGCAAUCUGAGCAUGAUCGUAUCAACAAAGUGCUUCCACUAUGUGAAGCAGCGAUCAAGCUCUGUGGCACUGAUGGAACUUUAUCUUGCAUGGCGGCCUAUUUUGUUUGCAACACAAUAUUCAGUUCAAUUAUCUCACAUGCUGGCGAUGUGAAUUAUUAUGAUAUCAGAAAGAAGUGUAUAGGCAGUCUAUGCUACGACUUCUCAAACUUGGAGAAGUUCCUCAAUGAAAAACCUGUGAGGACAGCGCUUGGAGUUGGAGAUAUAGAGUUUGUCUCGUGCAGUCCUACUGUUUACCAGGCAAUGCUCAUGGACUGGAUGAGAAAUCUUGAAACUGGUAUCCCUGCUCUUCUUGAGGAUGGAAUAAAGAUGCUGGUGUAUGCUGGAGAAUAUGAUUUGAUCUGCAACUGGCUUGGUAAUUCAAGAUGGGUACAUGCAAUGCAGUGGAGUGGUCAGAAUGACUUUGAAUCAUCCCCCGAAGUCCCUUUUCAAGUUGAUGGUUCCGAUGCAGGAUUGUUGACAAGUUAUGGUCCUCUGAGUUUCUUAAAGGUACAUGAUGCUGGACACAUGGUUCCUAUGGAUCAGCCUAAAGCCGCACUAGAGAUGCUGAAGAGGUGGAUGAAGGGGUCACUCUCACAACUGACUGCCGAACAGGAUAAUCUGGUUUCUUCGAUGUGAUUACGAAGCUUGGCUUUCUCGACCUAUAAAAUGUCUGUAAACAAGAGAUGACUUAUGGACAUCUUACAGCCUCAUGACAGUUAUGUAGGAUAAGUAAUGGUGAAGGCAAAAUGUUGAAAUUGGAUGUGCUGUGAUUACAAAAUUUAUCCUGUGUUGUUUUGUGGUUGCAUGACUGCCCUUUUGCUUAGCAGUUUAUGGCCUUCAUGUACUAUAAUGAUAGAUUCCCCAUCAAUAGUAUUGGGUUUCAGUCA
Messenger RNA from Salvia hispanica, 1815 nucleotides. RefSeq names its product serine carboxypeptidase-like. Gene Ontology annotation, molecular function: serine-type carboxypeptidase activity. Lineage: Eukaryota; Viridiplantae; Streptophyta; Magnoliopsida; Lamiales; Lamiaceae. Gene Ontology annotation, cellular component: vacuole. Gene Ontology annotation, biological process: proteolysis. The record is from RefSeq and is a predicted model, not a curated record.